AUGGUGUCCAAGAAGCAGAACAGUAUCAUCAUUGCCCUUUCCCCUCAGACUAAAGCUCAUGAGUCCGUUAACGCUGGGUUGCAGCUUGUUCUCAAGUCCGGCAAGUACACCAUCGGCUGGAGGUCCACUAUGAAGGCCAUCCGUUCCGGUAGCGCCAAGCUCGUCCUCGUGUCGAACAACUGUCCUGCUCUCCGUCGCUCCGAGAUCGAGUACUACGCCAUGCUCUCCAAGACUGGUGUCCAUCACUACGUCGGUGACAACAACGCCCUCGGCACCGCCUGCCGUAGGUUCUACCGCGUUUCCUGCAUGGCCGUUCUCGAUGCCGGUGACUCUGAUAUUCUCACCGCUCUCGAGUAA
Perkinsus marinus ATCC 50983 is the source of this 357-nucleotide messenger RNA. Its product is annotated as 60S ribosomal protein L30, putative. Gene Ontology annotation, cellular component: cytosolic large ribosomal subunit. Lineage: Eukaryota; Perkinsozoa; Perkinsida; Perkinsidae. Gene Ontology annotation, molecular function: RNA binding; structural constituent of ribosome. The transcript has 3 exons. Bases 1 to 357 code for a protein of 118 amino acids. The record is from RefSeq and is a predicted model, not a curated record.